AAGAGGCAGCGAGUUAAGAACAAGGCGUGCUUUGCGCUUCGAAAUUGAGUUAGAGAGAGAAAGAGAGUGAGAGUGACAGUAACUCGUGUAUUUGUAUAGUUGUUUGGCGAAAGUUGUUAAUGGCGAUUUGGUCGAAGGUCUGAAGCAAAUAAAGCAAGAAAGAGAGAGAGAGAGGUUUUUGAGGUAUCUAUCUGGCAUUUGGGCUCUUUGUUUUUUGUACGGCGAAGAGUCCGAUAUUUCUGGGAGAUUCCUCUUCUUGUUCGCCGUUAAAGCUCAGAAAUAGUUUAGUUUCAGAAGAAGAUCAAAAGGGCAUUUUUUUUUUUCUGUGUUCAUUGGAGAAUUGAAAUGGAGUGGCCUGCUUUUCUGGAUGAGUAUGAGAAGCUUGUUUUCCGUAUGAACACUCCAAGGGUCGUGAUCGACAAUGCCGUUUGCCCCACUGCAACUCUGGUCAAGGUUGAUAGUGCCAGAAGGCAUGGAAUUCUCUUGGAGGCUGUUCAGGUUCUCACGGAUCUGAACCUUUCAAUUAAAAAGGCUUACAUUUCUUCAGAUGGUCGGUGGUUCAUGGAUGUUUUUCAUGUGACCGAUCAAAACGGCAAUAAAUUAACGGAUGAGAGCGUCAUAAGUUACAUUGAGAAGUCCCUUGUUACCAUUCACUAUGAAAGAUCCAAUGAAAUUAACGGCUUGACGGCUCUGGAGCUAACGGGGACCGACCGGGUCGGCCUACUUUCAGAGGUGUUUGCUGUUCUAGCUGACCUUCAAUGCAAUGUGGUGGAGUCCAAGGUGUGGACGCACAAUGGCCGGAUUGCUUCGCUUAUCUACGUUAAGGACUGUGAUUCUGGUUGUCCGAUUGAGGAUUCACAGAAGAUCAAUAGAAUCGAAGGCCUAUUAAGGAAUGUUCUUAAGGGAGACAAUGAUAUUCGAACUGCGAAAACCUCAGUUUCCAUGGCCGUUACCCACACAGAGAGAAGACUGCACCAGAUGAUGUUUGCGGACCGCGAUUAUGAGAGGAAGCCCAUCUUGCAGUAUUGUGCGGAUUCUCCGGUGGUCACUGUGCAGAACUGGACGGAAAGGGGUUACUCGGUGGUGAAUAUUCAAUGCAAGGAUAGAACCAAGCUUUUGUUUGAUGUCGUUUGCACAUUAACAGAUAUGGAUUAUGUGGUUUUCCAUGCCACUAUUAACACAGCAAGGGAUAGAGCUUGCUUGGAAUUUUACAUAAAGCAUAAAGAUGGAACCCCAAUUAGCUCAGAACCCGAACGACAACGUGUGAUCCAAUGUUUACAAGCGGCCAUAAAAAGAAGGGCAUCUGAGGGUGUGAGGCUAGAAUUAUGCACGGCGGACAGGCAGUGUCUUUUAGCGGAUGUAACAAGAACAUUCCGCGAAAACGGCCUAAAUGUGACAAGGGCCGAGAUCUCCACCUCGGGCGAAAUGGCUCGGAACGUUUUCUACGUAACCGACGCCGUCGGCAAUCCAGCGGACCCUAAAACCAUCGAAUCGGUCCGACAGAAAAUAGGGCUGAGUAACUUGAAAGUGAAGGAAUUGCCAUUGGUAUAUCACUCCAAGGGGGAAAGCGAAGAGGAGGCGGUUGGGGCUGGUGGGGCCGUGUUGUUAUCACUUGGGAGCUUAGUGAGGAGGAAUCUAUACAAUUUGGGAUUGAUUAGAUCUUAUUCUUAAGCAAGAGUAGUCACUCACACUAAAAGGACAAUUUAGUAGUAGAAGACUUGUCCACAUUGUUGGCAUAUAUUCUUUGCUUGAGGUUUGAGCUUUGUGUACAUAGAAAGUGAAAAGGAAGAAACGAAAGGUGGAAUUUGGUAAUAGUAUUAAUAGUUGUUAUUAUGGUUGGGUUUGGUUGGUCCAAAUUUAAAUGCUGUCGUUCGUUUGAAUUAUAGGUAGAGGGAAAAAGCAAGCAGAUGGGGAUUGUUUAAAAAGGUGUCGUUGGUAUUUGAUAUUUUUCUGUAAUGGUUUAUUAUUAUUGGCAGGCAUUGAUGGGAGGUUAGGUACUAGGACAAAAAAGAAAUUGGGGCUUUAUACAGGAAAUUUCACCACACGCUUUGUACAUAAACGACUUGUUAAGUAUUUAGAGCCAAUGGUUGACCUCA
Molecule: messenger RNA, 2096 nt
Organism: Morus notabilis
Lineage: Eukaryota; Viridiplantae; Streptophyta; Magnoliopsida; Rosales; Moraceae
Product: ACT domain-containing protein ACR8
Exons: 7
Coding region: 346-1671 (441 amino acids)
Source: RefSeq, a predicted model, not a curated record